This is a messenger RNA of Purpureocillium lilacinum, 597 nucleotides long. RefSeq lists its product as uncharacterized. The record is from RefSeq and is a predicted model, not a curated record. NCBI's taxonomy places the organism in Eukaryota, Fungi, Ascomycota, Sordariomycetes, Hypocreales, Ophiocordycipitaceae.
AUGCGAGCUCUUACUCUCCUCACACUGGCCGCUCUCGGCAGGGCAGCUACGGUCCCCAGAAGCGUCGCCGACGGCAUCUACGGAGUGUCCUUGGACGCCCGCGGCCAAGAGGUGCACACCCGCCUCCCAGACCGCGGCAACCUGACGUCGCCACAGGACCUCUCCACCUACGACAGGCGAGAGGAGAAGCACAACUUAGGCAGGACCGUGGACGACCUCAACACAUACUGCACGUGCAACGUAGACCUCAAAGUCAGGGACACCGACGACGCGGUCAUAGAUCUCCGAUUCCAGCUGGGGCCGGGGGGCAAGAAGUUCGACUUCAUGUCCGUCUACUCGAAGAGGGGCAAUGUGGUCGCCUUCGCGUGCAAGGACCCCAAGUUCCAGUGGGCGCAGGCGACGGGCAACGACUUGGGGCUCGUGAUGCAUGCGAUUGGCGCCAGGUGCGGCCGGUACGUGGAGUCGUCGGCGAACUUCAAGGUCAAGGAGGAUGGGACGAAGAGCGCGAUCACCUUUGGCAUCAUGCGCCUGGACUCACCGGACCUGGACUUUUGCGCCAAGGCCACGGCGUCGCCGAAAUCGACGUGCGUGCACUGA